AAAACUAUGAGUUUAUAAAAUUAAAUUUAGGGUUUCAAAAUGAAUGAGGAUCGGAGCAUAACUGCUCAGCUAAAGGCCCAGGUCCGGGACUUGCAACAAAGUCUCAAGAUAAACAAAGAGCUUAUGCAAAAUGUGUUGCUGGAGGGUAUCACAGACCAAUCUGUGAAGGACCUAAUCCAGAGGUUGGAGAAAGAGAAUAGCCGAUUAAGCGUAGCUUUAAAUAAAGAACACAAAGAAAAAAUCCAGCUUUAUGAAGCUAUUAAAAAGCGCAAAGAGCAAUUUGACAAAGAUCACGAGGUUAUGAAGGAUAAGGAGCAAAAGUUCGAUGCUUACCUAAAGAAUUUCAGGAAGGAUCUAGAUGAGCGUAAAAGGACUAUUGACAAACAAGCAAAAACUAUUGACAAAUUAAGGCCAAUGGCUGAAAAAUUUGAGAGGGAAGGAGAGUUAAGGGUCAGGUCUCCACCGGCUUCUAAAAAGGAUCCUCCACCAACAGAGAACGGGAAUAAGAAUUCCAAUACGAGCAUGGAGUCAGUCGAAAUUGAUGAAAUCAUCAAUGAAAAUGAAAGACUCACUAAAGAUCUGAAGAAGGCAAACGAGGAAAUUGAUAGGCUCAGGAACAACCUCUGAGACGUAUCAGAUAUUGUCGGGGAAACCAACGCUCUUGGAAAAACAUUUGACUAUGGCUCUGGGAUGUAUACUUCAGGAGAUGCUGAUAAUCCUAACUUUGGGAAGGACCUCAGCCAGACCUUUGACAUGGGGCUCAAGCCUGUCGUCAUUCCCAUGCUUGAUAUGAAACGACUGAAUCACGUUAAAACCUUUAAAGAUUGGUAUGGUUAUUCCCAAAAAUUAGAAAAGUCAUUAAAGCUGUUGCUCGGCAGGAUCAAAAGCUUGCAGAACGAGCGGGCUGACUUUACUAGUAAGCUGAUGAAAGUCAAGAGCCAAAACCAAAACUUAUAUAAAUUAAACGAGAAGCUUAACAACACUAUAAAGAAGUUGAAUAUCAGGCUGAAGGAAGCAUCCAAUUUGCGACAGAGAUUCGAGAUGACAAUGCCUUCAAUGGGCUCUAACUAUGUAAGCUUUACUAUGAGUGAUAACCAUAAGACUGCUAAGAAUAAGAAAAACUUUAGCAACAGUGACAUGAAUGAUAAUGUUGAUGGCCUAAACCGUAGCUUUUGUACUAGCGACAUAGAGAGUCAAUCAAAUUUAGCCAAAGAAGUUAACCAAUAUCUCCAAAACUCUUCAUGAAGAGGCAAAUUUAGCAGUGACAGAAACUAUGCAGGAAAUCUUUGAGACGAUAAGAUGAGCCAAAGGGGUAAUAAGUAUAACAAAGUUCAGUCAUCAGAUUGGUGAAACGAUCCCGGUUCAGAAGAUAAAGAAGCCUCAACCCAACACAAAAAGUCUCAAUGCCUGUCUAAUGAUAGGAUAAAGGAGAGUCAGAGCUUCCUAAACUCAGGCUUUAAUGAGCUUAUGGAGUCGCCCAAUUUCAUGGGAGAAAAGCAAUUUAACCUCAAUAGUGAAAAUAAGGUUGCUAAGAGUCGGAUCAAAAAGAAACCUCAGGAGGUUACCAAAUACAAGGGGAGGAAGAAGAAGAGAAAGGUGGUGAAGAAAGCAUCAGAGACAUUUUCUGACCGUCAGGACCAGUGUACUGCACCUCAAAAGUCUAUUAUCAGGAAAGCUAUUAAGCAAUUUAAUUAG
Molecule: messenger RNA, 1695 nt
Organism: Moneuplotes crassus
Lineage: Eukaryota; Ciliophora; Spirotrichea; Euplotida; Euplotidae
Source: the annotation of a GenBank genome assembly